UACAACAUGAAGUUACUGAUUUUCUCCAUGCAAAAGCCGGGCUUCUCUUUGCUUGCACGCCGGUUGCUACCGUAACAAGCGAAGUUUCAUUCGAAAAGCCAUCUAGUAGCCAUAAUAUCCACUAGAGUCAGAGGGAAAAUUCUAAUCUUGUUGACGCUUGUAGACGAUAAAGUCCCGAAAUCCAAGCAAUCUUUGGCACUUUGUUUACAUGGGGUCUAACAGCAGCCGGCUCGGCUCUGGUGUUUCUCAUGAGUGGAACCCAGAGGAAAUUUUUAGACAGCAGCCUUGGUUUUGCUGCAGGUGUAAUGCUUGCGGCCUCAUACUGGUCUCUUCUAGCUCCUGCCAUUGAAAUGGCAGAAAGCUCAGGAAUGUAUGGAGAAUCAGGAGAAUAUGCCUUUGCUCCUGUUGCUCCUGGUUUUUUCUUAGGAGCUUUAUUUGUUUAUGCAGCUGAUCAGUUGAUGCAUUACUUUAAAAUUGGAUCAACAGAAUUAAUGAUUGAUAUGAAUGUAGAGUGCAAUUUGUCUCCAGAAACAAAACAAAAAGGGAUUGUUGGCUGCCGUUAUGAUGGAUCUUGAACAAAUCCUGGACAAUAAACCUAUCCGUCCUCCAAUGAUAUCAACGCUGGCGAUGAGAUGACAAGACAAAACCGAAAAUAUACACCCGUCGAUAUAAUAACGGUUACAAUAGCAACCAAGGAAAGUGCGAUUUCGGCCAGUUGCGGUCAAACGUUUUGGAGCCAAAUUCUCAUGUAACAUGUUGGCCUUUUGUAUUAUUCUAUGACCCUGUGAGAUGGGCUUCAUGCGAGGAAUACUUGGAUAUAGUUGGAGAUGAUUCUGAGAAAACACGGUAUCUCUUAUCGUUUCCUUUUUUGGAUACCAAGUUCUAUAUGUAGGUUCAUCCGAAUGUUAGUUUGGGAAUUUGUAAUUAUUGGUAAUCUAUUGGUUUUCUUUUACCUGACGCGUAAAGUAAAUAACUAAGAAGGAAAAUUUAUAUUUCAUUAUUAAAAAGAAAUCAUUAAGAACUUAAGUGGUACUGUAGAUUCUUACACCAUUUAACUCUUGGAUGGCUUGAAAAAUGCUGGUGCUUCUCGCGUUCGAUUACUGCUAUUGCCAGCUACUCACUUAUUUUGUAUGUAAAUUGGAUGACGAUAAAAAAUGUCGCCUGUUGCUACAUUAUCCUGAACUAUGCAUAUACAACAAUACAAAAUAAAAAAACAAA
This is a messenger RNA of Daphnia magna, 1218 nucleotides long. RefSeq names its product zinc transporter ZIP11-like. Bases 249 to 575 code for a protein of 108 amino acids. Gene Ontology annotation, molecular function: metal ion transmembrane transporter activity. Gene Ontology annotation, biological process: metal ion transport; transmembrane transport. The transcript has 4 exons. Gene Ontology annotation, cellular component: membrane. NCBI's taxonomy places the organism in Eukaryota, Metazoa, Arthropoda, Branchiopoda, Diplostraca, Daphniidae. The record is from RefSeq and is a predicted model, not a curated record.